AAUCUCUGGGACUUGGACUCGUGCUUCCGUUUUUGGAACCGGAACUCAUGCUUUCCUGUUUGCUUAAUUAUAUGUUCUAUAAUCUGUAGUACUUUGUAUUAUACUAGUACUAUGUUCUGUAAUCUGUACUUUGUAUCGCAUUUUUGGUUUGUGGCGACAUUGGAGCCAAUUAGUAAAGUAUAGUCUCCUUGAAGAAACCCUAGUUGCCUGCUCACUCUCGCUCUCUGUCACUCAACUAAACCUCAAGAACCCAAAGCCCAAACAAUGCCGAAGAAAACAGGAAGAGGGGGCAGAAGAAAUCAACAGCGUAACAGCAACAAACCCUCUUCAUCUUCCAAAGAAGCAUUACCAGCAGAGUUUUUAGUAGAGAUUCUCAUCCGCACGCCAGUCAAAUCUCUUGUAAGAUCCAGGUGUGUAUCCAAAUCAUGGUAUGCUCUCAUUCAUCACCCUAGUUUCAUUAAACUGCACCUCACUUUUAACCUCUCAAGAAAUAACAAGACAAUUUUGAGUAAUAGUUAUAACCCUGUUGCUGAUUUUGGCCUUAAACGAGUUAUUUCGGUACGUGGUAUCAAUGAUCCCCCGGAAACUGUGCUCCCUAUUCAUAGGAUCUCGCCUGUUAGACGUGAUUACCCGAGGAAGGUUAACUUCCCUGAUUUUUCGCAGAGAAUGGUGCUUGCAGGGUCGAUUAAUGGUAUUGUUUGUUUGACUCAUUUUCGAGAAAUGAGGGAGCAGUGUGUUGUUUUGUGGAACCCUGCUAUUAAUUGUUGGAAACCAAUUGCCCUCCCGCGGACUAAGUCUUGGCAGAAUGUGAAUGUAGGCCUGGGUUUUGACAACGCGGGAAAUGAUUUUAAGAUUAUAUGCAUGGUUCCUCUUACUGACUUUGAGGAUAUUGGAUGGUCUCGGGUUGAUAUUUAUUCUGCCAGCCGGGAUUCCUGGGAAGAUCUUGACGAGAGGGGCAUUAUUCCUUUCUGCCCCGCUCAAAAUUAUCGACAUAGUAUUUUUAUUGUCAAAGAUGUUCCAUAUUGGAUGGGGUUUGCUGCACAGCCAGGAGAUUCAGGUUGUAUUUUGGGAAGAAUUGAUCCAUCUACGGGUUUGUAUAAGAAGGUUGAGUAUCCCCAACAUGACAGGGGUACUGAUUCAGUGCAUGCUGUAAACUGGAAGGAUUUAGUUACUGCUUUAGUCACAAAACCUGGCGAGUAUGACAGCCAGAUGGUUGAUUUGUAUGUGCUGGAUGAGAACACUGAUGAAUGGACAAAGAUGUAUAGUAUUGGACCACUCAGUUUCAAAGCACUGCGGACACCUCAGUGCUUUUGCACAGGUGAGAUUGUAGUGGAGACGUGGGCAGGGGGUUUUGUGCUUACUUCUGCUGUGACUUCAUAUUUCUGUGACCCUAAAACUAGUCAUUUGUCUCAUAACCAUGAAGUUCAAGUCUUAUAUCCAUGUUGGUAUGAGUCCUACUGUCACAUAGAGAGCCUAGUACGUGUUAAGGGUAUGGUACAGAUUGAGAAGGAGCACAAACACAAGAAGACUGACCCUAGGGUGAAAGACUGGAGUGAAUGGUUGUCUAAAGACUUGAAACGGCUUGGCAUCUUUAAUGCAGGGGAGUGAAGCAUUAGGAAGACUUUUGGGAGAUAUAAAUUCUUGUUUUUGUUGAGCCCAGUGAAUGCGCCAGAAGUGAAGCUACUCGAUGACUUAAGGAAUAUGUCAUGUAGGAUGCCUCUUUUGAAAGUCUUCAGUUAAUCUAUGUUAAAUUUGUUGUUUAGAAACUUAAUAUCGAAGGACAACCGUCAACUCCGUUGCUGCUUCUGUUGGACAGGUUAAAUCCUGCUUGUUGCUUUAUUUUGAUGAUGCUUAUGAAUUUAUGCUACUAUUAUUUGAACUUUGAACUAUAUUCUGUAUUUAAUUUACUUUGUUCCGGA
Messenger RNA from Daucus carota subsp. sativus, 1919 nucleotides. RefSeq names its product putative F-box protein At3g16210. NCBI's taxonomy places the organism in Eukaryota, Viridiplantae, Streptophyta, Magnoliopsida, Apiales, Apiaceae. Gene Ontology annotation, molecular function: protein binding. Bases 265 to 1608 code for a protein of 447 amino acids. The transcript is spliced from 3 exons. The record is from RefSeq and is a predicted model, not a curated record.